UAGCACGAAACUUCAAAACUCUCCUCGUCGAGUAACCACACAUCUCCGCAACCAUGUACAAAUUCGUCGCUCUGUUCGCCGUGUUCGCCUGUGCCUUGGCUGCUCCUGCUCCUGCACCUGCACCUGCACCGGGUUACCUGGCACCAGCCGCGUACCACGCGGCGCCGGUGGUCGCCGCGGCGCCGCUGGCGGUGGCGCACACCGUCCCGGUCGCCACCAGCUACGCCAACACCUACAAAGUCUCCGUGAAGAGCCCAGUGGUCGCCGCAGCUCCCUACAUCGCUGCUCCUGUAGCCACAGCCGCCGUCGUCAAGACCGCUGCACCUUACAUUGCUGCCGCUCACGCUGCACCAUACAUCGCUGCUGCUCCUGCUGCAACCGUACUCGCUCACGCCCCGGUUGUCGCUAGUGGAUACUCGUUCUGAAACACGCCACACCGCCAUUUAACAACUGG
Molecule: messenger RNA, 454 nt
Organism: Eufriesea mexicana
Lineage: Eukaryota; Metazoa; Arthropoda; Insecta; Hymenoptera; Apidae
Product: cuticle protein 38-like
Exons: 1
Coding region: 54-425 (123 amino acids)
Source: RefSeq, a predicted model, not a curated record